This is a messenger RNA of Neltuma alba, 2655 nucleotides long. RefSeq lists its product as uncharacterized. NCBI's taxonomy places the organism in Eukaryota, Viridiplantae, Streptophyta, Magnoliopsida, Fabales, Fabaceae. The record is from RefSeq and is a predicted model, not a curated record. The transcript is spliced from 7 exons. The coding region runs from base 443 to 2557 and encodes 704 amino acids.
UCUCUCGCUUCCUCUCGAUCACCACUUUCAGGCGACCGUGGUCGUCUAGAACCUUCUUGACUCCCCAGCGUCUUCGUAGCUUCUCUGAUCUCCUUCGAUGGCGCCACCUGCUGCUCUCAUCGAUCUCUGAGAUAAAUUGCUCACACCACCCGCAUCCACCAGCAUUGCAGGGCUGUCAUUACCGUUGAAUCUUUGUCUUUUACUUAGAAAUCUGAGUUCGUUUCUAGAGACUUUCAAUGCUGUGCUCAAAUAACCCUGACUUCGAAAAUGCUAGUAGAAAGGUCCAGUUGUCAUGAAAGUAAUUCAAUCUCCGACCUGUAUAGAGGGAGAUUUGUGGCUUCAUGUUUCCUUCGGAUCUUCGCCCUAUUUAACGAAAUGCAGGCUAAGGAUUUCUUCCCCGGUAUACUGAAGUAGUAGUUCAAGGAUCGUAAAUAGCAUCCAUAUGGAGUUACGAAGUUGUGGUCAUCUGCACUUCAUCCAGGCUAUUCAAGGUGGUUCAAUUGUGAAAACCCUUAAUGUUACUCGUGGCAGGCCAAAACUUUCAUUUAAGAAAGUCAUAGAUAUAUAUGGCACUUCCAUGUUUGACAAUAAUGUAAAGGUUGAAAGGUCGUGCACUUUCGAAGCGGAGAGAAGAACGGUAAAUGCUGAAUCUGACGCUGAUGCAUGCAGCGCCAAUGAUGGCGAUGAUGAGGAGAAUGUCUUGGAAGACUGUAAUUUUGGCAACCUUACUCUAAAGCAAAUCCAAGAGAGGUGCAAAUCAAGGAAGAGGAAACAAUCACAAGAUCUUGACACAUCCGAAAGGAAAAUAAAAACUGAAGCUUCCUCAUCUGAAGAACGCUGCAGUGAGAAUCAUAUGGCAUCAGAUGAUUCUGAAUUCAUGGAGACUCUCAGUAGCUGGAGAUCCAAGUUAUCAAAGAAUAAGAAGGCCAAGAAAAGGAAAUGCAUAAAUGACCAAGUGUCUACUGUUAAACAAGAUGUUGUAUGUUUUGUAAAAUCUGAAGUGAUCCAAGAUAGUCAAGAAUCCUUGUCACCAAGUGAGAAUUCAACUGCACUUGUUGAAGUGAAGGCUGAGGUUCCUGAAAGUGAUUGGUCAGAUCCCUGGAGAAUGUUACACAAUACUAGUAAUAAUUUUCAAGCUUGUUGCUGGCCUGAGGACUCUCUUGGAAUAGUAGCCAUAGAAGAGCCUGAGACGGCCAGAGAAUGUGUUUUGGGCCGUGAAUUAGAUUAUGAUUGGAAAGAGCAUGCUGAUGUUAUUCCACUUCGAAUUGUAUGGGGCUCCAACGCUGAUGUCUCGAUUAGUGAUUCAAAUCUGAGCAAUGAUCAAUCUCAAAACUUGCUUGCAAUAGAAUUUAGAAAUGAAGGAAGUGAAGAAUUUACCAUGCAACCAGCUCUCCAUUCAAUCUGCCCGCAAACAAUCAAUUUGGAUAAAGAUCAAGACACCGAUAUCUGUUCUAAUCAACCUGACAGCUACAUCGCAGUCACACCACUCAUUGCUAAUGAAGUUAUUCAAGGUCUGGAUCUAGGUAAUGGAGGUGACGAUGCCUUCUUUAGUGACUGCAGUAAAGAUGAAUACACAUCGGUCAGUGAACUUGGCUGUCAUCCUGAUGGAUCCCGGAAUUCUGGCUCAGAUGGUUCACCGGAUGAAUCUCAGAAUUGCAGCUCAGAUGAUUCACCUGUAUCAGAGGAGAAGCAAUUGCUUACUUCCGCAAGUUUUGAUGAGGAAAGGCAUGCCAGUGGAGCUACUGAUGAGUCAAUAUCAUGGGAGAGCCAUCAAAGCAGUUCAAAGGUGCAUCGUCCUCAAAGGCUGUUAUCAGGCAGAAAGACCAUUUCGCCGUCUUCACAAGUUAAGCUCUGCAAAGCCAUGCAGUCCAUUGAUUUACAUGACAAAGAAUAUACAACAUGUAAAGGGAAAUUGUUCUUCGGCGAGCAGACUGAUGAUGAGAAGAAAGACACUACUGAAGAACUUGAUGAGAUUGUUGGAGCUCGAUUUACUAAACAUUGUAACAAAAUUCGUAAGAUACCAAAGCCUCUUAAAAGAGUUACCCGUCCACAAGCUGUUCAAAAGAGUUCUCUUCCUUCGCGUUCAGCAAACAGCCUCAGCACUGGGCUCACAUCCAUGCAGAGUUGCGCAAAGAAUGCGAUUUCAUUUUCCAAGAGGCAGAUGCAGGAUGUUGAAUGCCUUGCAAUGAAACUAGCAAAUGAAUUGAAGUCAAUGAAGGACAUUAUGGGGGCUAUGUUACGCUCUGAAUUAUGUCUGACCACACCUUUGAGAUAUAAAGUAAAUGAGGCAAGAAUGGCUGUGAAGAAUGCAACAAGAGCUGAAGAAACUGCAAAACGGACCCUUUCCUUCAUGUCAAGGGAUUGUAACCGUUUCUGCAAGCUAAUGCAAUUAGCUGAGGAAGGCCCCCCUGCUUCUCAAGAUGGAGUGCGCAAUAAUAAUAAGAGUAAAAAGAUAGCUUUCGCUGAUGAAGCUGGAGGAAGGCUGUGCCAGGUCAGAUUUUAUGAGAAUGAGGAGGGAUCUUUAGUAGAAAGUGACAGAAAGGACAUAAUCAUCUGAUAAUUCUAUAGCCUUGUGUGUAUAAUACUUGUUUCACAUUGCAAUCUCUCGUAACUGAACAGUCAUAUAAUGAAGCUAUCUUCCCGUUGGCUGAAAAA